AUCAAAAUUAACUAAAUUUAUACAAAGUAUCAAGAAUAACAAUUCAUCCUUAAAAAAAUACACAACUCAUUGCUCCAAUUAUUAAUUUAUUUUAAAAAAAAGAGAAUAAAAAACAAAAAUAUUUAUAGAACAUAUAAAAAUAGAAAAAUAAAAAUAAACUGCAUGACUAAAAAAUAAUAAAAUUAGCUUGAUGAAAUAGAGUAAUAAAAUUUAGUAUUUCUAAUAAUAAAAAAUUGUCCAAUAAAAUUAAAUAAUUAAUUAUAAAAUGAAAUAAUAGUUAUGUUACCAUCGUCAGGAUGUUUUAAGGAUGUUGAUUGUCCAUAUCAUGACAAUGGUGGAUGUUACAGGCCUUAUUGUCAUUUUAAACAUGUACGAAGAGAAAAUUCAUCAACAGCACCAACAUUAUCAAAUCAAACAAUCGAGGGGAAUAAAAAUUCCGAAACCACCACCACAUCAACAACAUUAGCAACAACAAAAGCAAUAACACAAACAGAAAUAAUUCAACAACUUGUUAGUCAAGCUGUUACAAAAGUAUUGAGUGAUCAAGGUGUUGUUGUUGAUACUAAUCAAGUAUCUGAAAAUAUUGUAUCACAAGUUGUUGAAGGUUUAAAACCAGCAUUAAAAACAACAACAACAACAAUUGGAAAACACAGUUGUGUACCACAAUUAAUAACAAAACCACCAUGUAUUUAUAAUCCAACUCCAAUAUCUGAGCUUAAAAAACGUCAUUUAUUAUCAUUACCAGCAUAUAAUCAAAUACGUAAUGAUAAUAAUAAAUCAUCAUUAAAAAGAAAACAAGAUGAUGAUUGUAAUAAUGAAAAAACAAAUGAAUUAGUAUAUAAACCAACAGCAAUAAUAAAUAAUGAUAAUAAUAUAAUACAUGAUUAUAUACCAACAAUUAAAACAGAUUCAAUAAAUUCUUCAUUAUUUGAUGAUAGUAAUUCAAGUGAUUAUAAUAAUAAACGUAAAGAAACAUAUUGUCCAAAAAAUAAAAAAAGACGCGAAGAAUAUGUACCAAAAAAUAUUAAAACAUCAUUAUUAAAUAAUCAACAUCUAGAUGAUACAAUGUCUAUUGAUGAUUACAAUGAAUUAAAAUUAUAUGAUAAUAAUAUAAUUAAUAAUACAGUUAAUAUAACAAAUAAAUUAAAUGAUAAUAAUGAUGACAGUAAAUUAAUAACCAAAGAAGUACAAAAUAUUAAAAAGACUGUUAUUAAUGAUGAUGAAAAAAUUAUUAAUAGUAAUGAUGAUGAUGUAACAAAAGAAAUUACAAAUAAUCAUAGUGAUUCUGAUAAAAAAAAUAAGGAACAUCAUCAUCAUCAUCAUCAUAAGGAUCAUAAGGAUCAUCAUCAUCAUCAUCAUCACAGUAGUAGUAGCAGUAGUAAUAAUAACAGCAAUAGUAAUAAAGAACGUCAUUUAAAAGAAAAAAAAAGUGAUAAAAAAGAUUCAAGAGAACGUAAACAUUCAACUGAUAAACACAAAUCAUCAUCGACUUCAUCGAAAACAACAUCAUCGUCAUCAUCAAGUAGACAUAAAAGUAAAAGUAGUAGCCACAGAGAUAGCUCAUCUUCUUCUCAUCGUCAUAGUAAAGAUAAAUCAAGUAGUUCAAGUAGAGAUAAAAAAUCAAGUUCAAAAGAAAAUGAAAAUCAUAAAUCAAGUAGUAAAAAUAAUGAUAAAUAUAAAUCUUCUAGUUCAUCAAAAUCAGAUAAAGAUAAAAAAUCAAAAUCACAUAAAUUAUCUGAUAAAAAAUCAUCAAAAAAACAUCAUAAUAAUUCUGAUUUAUCACAUGAUGAUGAUGAUGAUGAUCAUAAUAAUGAUAAAAAAUUUAUUAAUUUUGAAGAUAUGUUAAUAAGUUCAGAAUCUGAAAAUGACAUUGAAGAAGAAUGUUUAAAAAUAUUUCAAGAAUAUCAAAAAAUUGAUAAUAAAAAUGAUAAUAAUAUUGAUGAAAAAAAAAUUAUAAAUAUUGAUGAUUUAAAUGAAGUUGAAGAAAUUGGUAAAAAAAGAGUUGCUCAUCCAUCAGCAUCAACAAAUGUACUUAGAAUACCUGGUACAAGUCAAGAGCCUAAAAAAAUACAAAAUCCACAACAAAAAAUGUAUGAACGUUGGCGUUUAUUGAGACAAGCUGCAGCAGAAAAAGCUGCUGAACGAGCAGCUAAUAAUAAUGAUAAUUCAAAUCAACAAGUGUUUAAAAUUGAAAGUAAAAAUCUUCAUACUGAAAUUCAACCAACUGAAAUUGCACGAAUGAGAAUAGCUCAUGUUCCUUACGCAAAGUCAUUGGCCCUGACAAAGAAGAAAGUUAUUGAAUCGGCAACGAAGCCAGUCGAACAAAAAACAACAGCACAAACUGCUAGAGGAACAGCUCGUGUUGCACAUGUGCCACAAACAGUACCAGAGUUGAUACGUCCAGAGCCACUGCAGAUAUCAACACAAAAAUUCAACUUAAAUGUUCGUCAGUAUUACGUUAACAUGAUGCAAGAUAUUUGUAUACAAAUUUAUACGAAUGGAGAUGACGCAGCUCAACGAGCAUUGAGAGAAGAAUUUGGUUGUCAUGAACGAUGCACAGCAUUAUCAGUUUAUAAAAAUUCAUGUAUGCUUGCUGUACAUAAAUUAAGAAAAGAAGUUAAUCAAAAUAAUUCUGGUAAUGUACCACCAACAACAACAACAACAGCAAGCGGAAUGGUUUCACAUGAUGCAUUAAUAACUGGUAAAACAAAAGGUUCAUGGAGUGUUGUUAAAAAUAAAAAAAUUAUAACGGAUUUUAAAGGCACAGCACUUUAUUGUAAAUUAAAAAAAUGGAUUAUGAGUGAACAACAACUUAAAGAUUGGGGAUAUCCAAGGAUACAUCCAGAUGGUCCAAAGGGACGAGCUAAAGUCUAUGUGAUAAAUUCCAGAAAUAAAACAAUAUUAUCAAAAGUACCAAAUGAAAGAUACUGCAGUAGAUGUAAUCAAUCAUAUAUGGUUGAUAAGCAUGGAUUAGCUGUACGACAACAAAAUUGUAUUUAUCAUUGGGGAAGAAAAUUUACAUAUCGUGGUGAAGGUAAAUAUAGUUGUUGUCAACAAGAUGGUACAGCGUCUGGUUGUUGUGAUGCUAAAUCACAUGUUUGGGAUGUUGUUGAUUAUGAAAGUUUAUAUGGUUAUGUACAAACAUUGCCAAAAGAUAAAGAUCCAGAAAAUCAGGGAGUUUAUGCACUUGAUUGUGAAAUGUGUUAUACAUCACAUGGUCUUGAAUUGACACGAAUAACUGUUAUAGAUGAAGAUUGUAAUGUUGUUUAUGAAACUCUAGUUAAACCUGAUAAUCCAAUUAUUGAUUACAAUACAAGAUUUUCAGGUAUAACUGAAAAAAAUAUGAAAGGUGUUACGACAAGUCUUCGUGAUGUUCAGGCAGUAUUGUUAACAAUGUUAUCAGAAUUUACAAUUGUCAUUGGUCACAGUUUAGAUAGUGAUUUUAAAGCAUUGAAAUUAAUUCAUAAUACAAUUGUUGAUACGAGUUUUAUGUUUCCUCAUAAAAAUGGUUUUCCACAAAAACGAGCAUUGAGAAAUUUAUGCUCUGAAUAUUUACGUAAAAUUAUUCAAAAUGAUGUCGAUGGUCAUGAUAGUAAAGAAGAUGCAGUUGCUUGUAUGGAAUUGAUACAAUGGAAAGUCAAAGAAGAAGCUAAACUACUGUGAGAUAAUUAAAUAAAGAAUAAUUGUUAAAUUGAUAUUACAAAUUCAGUUGUUCAUUAACAAAAAAAAAAAAGAAAAAGUAUUGCUCUUUAUAUGAGAUUUAAUAAUAAGUUUACUCAGCUGCCUACGUGUUUCCAUUUUAAUUGGAAUUAUCAUUUGUAAUUCAUUUUUAAACUGAUGAAGAAAAAAAAAAAAUAAACAAUUAAAUUUUAAGAAUUUAUAUAACCGUACAUUGUUGAGAUUAAAAAAAAUGUAAUAAGAAAAUAAUCAUCAUUUGUAGAUUAUUAUGCAUCAUUUGUUAUUAACCAUAAUAACUUUGAUUAAAUAUUUUUGUACUUCGUUACUUAUUUAUAUAAUUUUCAUCUCACGAUUUAAUAAAAAAAAAUAAUAAUUAUGUUAAUUAUUAUAAUUACUAUAAUUAUUUUGUCAUUUUAUACCACAAGUUAUUUGAAUUUUAAGGGCUUAUUUAUUAUUCCAGCAGUAAAAACAAUUUUUUUUAUAUUUUUUUCAUGAUUAAUCGUUUUAUUGUCGCUGCAAUUUUGUUUACUUUGAUAAUACAAUUUUUUGUUUUUCAAUUUUGAAUUGUUUUUAAAUGGUUAAACGUCAAAAAAAACAUACAAAUUUUAUUCAAAUUAAUAUUUCAUUUAUUUUAUCUGUACAUCAAACAAGUACUAUCAAAAGUUUUUGAUUUUCUUUUAAAUUUUUGAUUUACAUGAACUUUAUUUUUUUUCUUUUUUAUAAUUUUUCUAUUUCAUUAUUGUUAUUAUUAUUUUUUAGAUAAUAUAAUUAUACAAUUUAUUCAGCACUUAUUUAUUUGGUAACUUAAAAUAUUGCACAUACUAUUUUCUUCAAGGCAUAGUAAAAAUAUUUUUAUUUGCGACUCUGACUGGGAAGUACUCGUUUUUUUUUUCUUUCAUUUCUAACACUUCUACAUUGCAACAUUUAUUUUUGGCAAGGAAUAUUUUUAUAUUAACAUUUUUUUAAUCUUUUUAAUUUUUCCUUACAACAAUGCUUAAGCCAACGAAAUUUUAUUAUAUAUAUUUUUUUUUUGACAAG
Molecule: messenger RNA, 4716 nt
Organism: Aphidius gifuensis
Lineage: Eukaryota; Metazoa; Arthropoda; Insecta; Hymenoptera; Braconidae
Product: RNA exonuclease 1 homolog
Exons: 8
Coding region: 280-3663 (1127 amino acids)
Cellular component (GO): nucleus
Molecular function (GO): exonuclease activity; nucleic acid binding
Source: RefSeq, a predicted model, not a curated record